CUUUGAUGCACAAUGUUGCUUUGGUGUAAAAAAAACAAACAAAACAACAGCAUAUUUUUACUGUUGAAUGUGUGUAAAAUUUGUAACCCAAAAUGUAUGGUGUGAGUUAACGUUUGAAGCAAAUGUAUUGGCAUGCGUAGACCGUUACCUGCACUUGUUAAACAUCGAUUUGUAUGAUUGAGAGACCAGGCACAGAUGCUGCAACAAAGAAAGAGUUUGACCAAAGUAUUCUUUCCAUUCGAAUUCUUAUCCUCCUCAUCGGCUAACUGCAUCUGUCUAGACAAUGGGCUGAAACACUGAACUGCUAUGUCUGAAAGUCAAGGGAAGAUUUGCAAAGGUUAAAGUCACCUUUGAAAAACUGCAGGAGGCUUGCCCUGGGAUGCACGCCUUGUAAAACUGUUCCACAUCAUUAACUUCUCUAUGAAUGCGAAUUUUUUUCAAAAACAGCCCACGGCAAUAGUCACAGUGCAAAAAUGGGCACAACUGCAUAUAAAUCAGGUUCCUGGUCAGGCUAGAAAUUCCUUCCUCAAAACACUGGGAUUACACAACACUGAUAUUGUGAAACUACACUUUGCUUGUGUAAUACUUUCACUUUUCUUCAAAAGGUUGAACAGAUUCUUUAACCAGCUUUAAAGCCUGCAUUGAAAUAAAUGACUAAAAGCUAAAAAUAAAUAAAAUAAAAUGAAAGUGAGUAAUGGGAGCAGCUCUUGGAAGCUCAGCAUGUUCCUGUUAGGAGUCUCUGUUAUCACAGUGCUGAACUGUGCUGGGCUGGCGUUUCUCAUCUUGCAGCACGACACUCUGUCUGCUCAGCAGAGAGAGUUGUCGACUCGGCUGGAUGAGUUUUCUAAAAGUUCUGUGGUGGAGUUCCUCUCCCAGGUAAUCCGGGAUACAGCAGAGGAACCUGAACCACUCCAGUCCUCCCGGAACAAGAGGAGCCAGGAGCUGCGCGAGACCCACAUCCGAGCGGAAAACGAGGAGAUGCUCAUGAUGAUGACCUACUCCAUGGUGCCGGUCCGAGUGAUGGUGGAUUUGUGUAAUAGCACAAAAGGAAUUUGCUUAACAGGACCUCCUGGGCUACAUGGACCACCUGGCCUUGAUGGCAUGCCUGGAUACAAUGGAUCAAUAGGACUGCCAGGGCUGCAAGGAGUCCAGGGGAAACGAGGGAAGAAAGGUCCCCCCGGUGAGACCGGGCCACCAGGAGAAAAGGGAGAUUGUGAAAUAGGUUUUACAGGCGAGAGAGGGGCACCAGGACCAAAGGGUGAAAAAGGGGAGUGCUUCAAUGAGACCAUAAUGAAAGGUCCUCCAGGUGAAAAAGGGGAACCAGGAGAAAAGGGAGAUACAGGUGAAAAAGGUUUUCCUGGUAUGCCUGGAUUGCCAGGUAUAAAAGGGGAACCAGGACCAAAGGGUGAAAAUGGGGAGUCCUUCAAUGAGGUCAUAAUGGAAGCACCUCAAGGUCCAGAAGGUCCGGCAGGGCCAGCAGGUCCUCCUGGCCCACCUGGGCCCCCCGGACCCCCCGGAGCCCCACGGAACAAAGGUCACAAAGCACGGGCUCAGCAAAACACCAUUGUGACAGAUGCUGUACCAAAUGAUGAUACCUUGGCUGGAAAAGAUUUAACGAAAGUCGAAGGACACCUGUUAAAGAAAGCUGAAUGCAUCAUUAAAUCUGUAAACUGCACUUUAAAUGUAACAAAAAUGGAAACUACGUUUGGGACUUGGAUGCAGGACACAUCAACGGAUGAUGAACAUAUCUGGGUUGCUGAGCAUUUUUCAGGCCGGACAUUAAAAGAAUAUGACAACUUAGCGUCUUUACAGAAUGGCAAUGUCAAAGUUAUCGACCUUAGAAGAGCUGUCUUCCAGGGUUGUGGUCACGUCAUUCACAAUGGAUCUCUAUAUUUUCAUGUUGCCGGCACAUACAAGAUUGCAAAAUACGAUUUUGAAACCGCAACAAUAAAAAAAAUUACUAUUGAGAAUGCCCUGCACCGCAAUCUCAGCUAUCUCUUCCAGAAUUCGAAGACCUAUUUUAACGUGGCAGUGGAUGAAAAUGGACUGUGGAUCAUCUAUGCUUCAAGCAUUGAUGACAAUAUUAUGGUAGCUCAACUGGAUGAAAAAACAUUUUCUGUUACCCAGCAUAUGAACACCACCUACCCCAGAUCGAAGGCCGGCAAUGCUUUCAUUGCAUGUGGAGUCCUUUAUGUUACCGAUACGAAGGACAUAAAAGUAACUUUUGCUUUUGAUUUGUUGAAAAAGAGGCCUCUGAACUCCAGUUUUGAUUUAAGAUCAUCAAAUGGUGUGUUGGCAAUGUUGUCCUAUAAUCCAAAGGACCGCCAUUUGUAUACAUGGGACAACGGCUAUAUAACCAAAUAUAAUGUACAUUUUCUCUCCGAUUGAAUAAUACACAAUUGUCUGUUUUCUGUAUUUCAAGUAGUGUUUUUGAAUGUCAAUUUUACAAUCCAGUGGACUAUUUUUUUAAAUUUUGUACAUGAACAGGUUUAUUUAAAAUUUAAAAGUACAACAGUGGCCAUUUUUAUUUUUUUUUUUUAAACGAUUGUCAAACAAAGAGGAUUUUAUAUGAAAAAUCUUCAAUUUUAAUUUAAUUGUCCAACAUUUAUUAGUAAAGUAAUUGUUUUUACUCGUUCUAUUCAAACAAAGGACAUGGCUUGCUACAAGGACUAAACCAGUUAUCCUAUUACACAGACUGCAUGACCAGCUUUUCUAAAUUCAACAACUUUGUCAAGUGUUUUUUUUUUUUUUUUUUUUAAAUAAGCUGUACAUUUAUACUAUUUUAAUGUGUAUGUUGCCACAUGCUAUACGUUUGCAUUAGAGAUGCAUACUGUAAGAUGUGUAUGUAUCGCAUUCCAAUUUUGUAACAUACUUACCAUUUUUAUAUAUUGUACAGAAUAUCUGUUCUUAAUCUAAAGGACCAUCUGGUGUAAUGCAGUCCUUUAACAAACCUAUUAACAAUGUUGUAUAGGGGUGCAUGACAUUGUUGGAGAUUCUGCGUGAAAGAGAAUUAUGCUCGGUCUCCUGGUUACAGUAAAAAAAAACAACAUGUUAAAUUACGGCCAAUCCUAGAUUAGUUCUGCCUUAACUAAUAAAAAAAUUGUUUUUAUUCUCAAUCCCAAUAAAUGGGAGCAAGACACCCUUACUAAUCAGAUGUUGCGUCCUCAUCUAUCCUGCUUACAAACAAC
Molecule: messenger RNA, 3188 nt
Organism: Acipenser ruthenus (sterlet)
Lineage: Eukaryota; Metazoa; Chordata; Actinopteri; Acipenseriformes; Acipenseridae
Product: gliomedin-like
Exons: 13
Coding region: 682-2388 (568 amino acids)
Biological process (GO): signal transduction
Cellular component (GO): cell surface
Source: RefSeq, a predicted model, not a curated record